AUGCAGGCCUACAGCUGUGUGGAGCUCUUUGCGGGAAAGGCCUGGAUCAGCCGCUGUUUCAAAUUGGGCGGGUAUCCUACAGCGUCACUAGAUGUCGCAUACGGUGCCUCUCUUCCGAAUGCUGCUUCCCGGGCCAUGGAUCUAACCACGACUGCUGGAAUGUCGUUGGCAAUUGCUACAGUUCUGUCUGGACGACAGGAACUCAUGGCAGGACCUUAUCGGACCCGCUGGGGCGGGACUGGUUCCCAUCUGUUCGCACCGGAAAUAUGCUUGCUUCUCGGAACCUCGGGUGCAAAUU
This is a messenger RNA of Symbiodinium sp. CCMP2456, 298 nucleotides long. Lineage: Eukaryota; Dinophyceae; Suessiales; Symbiodiniaceae. The record is from the annotation of a GenBank genome assembly.